Molecule: messenger RNA, 2627 nt
Organism: Oryzias latipes (Japanese medaka)
Lineage: Eukaryota; Metazoa; Chordata; Actinopteri; Beloniformes; Adrianichthyidae
Gene: kiss1ra
Product: KISS1 receptor a
Biological process (GO): G protein-coupled receptor signaling pathway
Cellular component (GO): plasma membrane
Molecular function (GO): G protein-coupled receptor activity
Source: RefSeq, a predicted model, not a curated record
UCCUCGUUCUCGCUCAUUCCCACCCCGCCGUCAGCAUCUCCUGUGCCGUCCCUGCUUCAGAGAGAGUCCACUCUGCUUGGAGGAUGAUCACCGGGGCGAUGCUGGAGGCUUUUGCAUCUUCCCGUAAAGCAGAUAUUUGUUUUCUGCUAAUUGCCAAGCGGCGGUUUGUCCCCUGAAAAGCUGGAGUGCUGGAAUGAACAGAGCUUGGAAUUGGCUGCAAAUACAGGUGGUGGAAAAAAAGGAGGAGAAAAUAAGCAGAAGUGUGGAUUCUCUUGCUCGUGACCGCAGGCUCACAGGAGAUUUUUGUCCGUUUUGCAGCUUUCACCUUAUUUUCUAUUUCAGUCUGUGCUGACUCUUUGUCAGAAACAGCUGUUUCAAGGCUCAAGGAGUGAUAUUGUAACACAAAGGUGCAGUUUUCCUUCAGUUUGCACUGAGAAAAAAAGCCUUUUUGUCACUUUACUUAUUUGUUCUUUCAAUGGUCUGUUCACAUAUUUAAUUUUCCCUCUUUCUGCAGUGAUAGGUAUCACUUUAUAUAACCUAAGUCUCCUGAAAUUAUCUCACAAACGUUUUCUUCUGGGCUAAAAAAUAUUCUGGGAAUUUCCCUUUUUUAGUUUUUUGGUCACAUCCCUGGCAGCUUUGUUUUUCAGCCUCCGUCCAUCGUCUUUGCCUUAGGGCAGACUGGAAUCGGUACGUGCACGCUGCGUGCGCUCUCUCCCAACUGUGAGCUCUGCUUCCUUCUCCAGCCUGCUCUCCUGCCCCCCAUUCCUCCCUCUGCCCUGACACCAUGCACUCCUCCUCCUCCAACGGGCUCUGGAACUCCACCGAGCAGGUGGGGGUCAACAGAUCCGAGGGCAACGUCUCCGGAGGGAUGCAUCUGGACGAGGAUGAGGAGGAAGGAGAUCAGCAUCCCUUCCUGACCGAUGCCUGGCUGGUCCCUUUGUUCUUCUCGCUCAUCAUGCUGGUUGGACUUGUCGGCAACUCUCUGGUUAUCUAUGUGAUUUCUAAACACAGACAGAUGAGGACGGCCACUAACUUCUACAUAGCAAACCUGGCUGCCACUGAUAUCAUCUUCUUGGUGUGCUGCGUCCCCUUCACCGCCACCCUGUACCCCCUACCUGGAUGGAUCUUCGGCACAUUUAUGUGCAAGUUUGUUGCUUUUUUGCAGCAGGUGACAGUGCAGGCUACUUGUAUCACCCUGACUGCAAUGAGUGGCGAUCGUUGUUAUGUGACCGUCUACCCCCUGAAAUCUCUCCGCCACCGUACCCCAAAAGUAGCCAUGAUUGUCAGUAUCUGCAUUUGGAUAAGCUCUUUCAUACUGUCAUCUCCGAUCCUAAUUUACCAACGACUAGAGGAGGGAUAUUGGUACGGCCCGAGACAAUACUGCGUGGAAAGAUUUCCCUCAAAGCUUCACGAGAGGGCCUUCAUCCUCUACCAGUUCAUAGCUGCGUACCUGCUGCCGGUGCUGACGAUCUCCUUCUGCUACACUCUGAUGGUAAAAAGGGUUGGUCAGCCCACAGUGGAACCAAUAGACCACCACUAUCAGGUCAACCUUCUGUCUGAAAGAACAAUCAGCAUCAGGAGCAAAGUCUCCAAGAUGGUGGUGGUGAUCGUUCUACUCUUCGCCAUCUGCUGGGGUCCCAUCCAGAUAUUUGUCCUUUUUCAAUCCUUCUACCCAAACUACCGUCCAAACUACACAACCUACAAGAUCAAGACAUGGGCCAACUGCAUGUCCUACGCUAACUCUUCAGUCAACCCCAUCAUCUAUGGAUUCAUGGGGGCCAGCUUUCAGAAGUCCUUCAGGAAAAUCUUCCCCUUCCUGUUUAAGCACAAGGUCCGAGAUAGCAGCAUGGCCUCAAGGACCGCCAAUGCCGAAAUCAAGUUUGUGGCUGCAGAGGACGGGAACAAUAAUGACUGACAGUAAACGCAAAAACACAAGAGGAAAGUGUUUGUAUGGUCUUACAAUCUACAAUAACAAUGAUUGUAUGGUUUUUAUUCAUUAAAUAAGAGGUUAAAUGUCACGUAACACUUUUUCUUUCAAAGAGAUCUUUGAACUUAACAAAUCAUAAUCAAAUGUUUAUCAAAGCCACAAGCGGCGUCGCAUGGGCUGAAGGCGACACCUGCCCUUGAACUCGUCGCUCCCCUUUGACCCGCCUUCACGGCUGCCACAAGGCCGUUUAGCCAGUCACAGCUUUUCUUCUUGUUUAAUCUCCAUAGCAACUAUUUCAUCGUUUUGUUGGCAGGGGUUUACAAACAGGUCUUUGUAAUUUUUCAGAAGAAUUAGCAAAAGGAAACGUUUAGAUUCCCUUGGCAACAGAGGUUUGUGUUGACCACGCCCACCUUCCUAAUAUGUUCCAAUUGUAUGUCCUAUCGCUUUGUUCAGCUUGAGCCAAAGGUCCCUGUAUUACAUUUCACAACAUUUUCUGAUCAAUAAAGGAACACGACACCUUUGCCGACUCGUCCUACAAACAAUGUUAAAAACUUCUUAUUCCAGGACUUUUUCUCCUGCCGAUAAAGUGAAAUCCCAAAGAAGAGUUUUAAUAUGUGGCUCGUACUAAAGGUGAUUUGUUUUUCUGUUUUUGUUUUAAAUAAUGGCACCCUCUUCCUAAAAUUAAAGGUCAGAAAAUGUU